Messenger RNA from Aphis gossypii (cotton aphid), 1604 nucleotides. RefSeq names its product hyaluronidase-like. The coding region runs from base 36 to 1322 and encodes 428 amino acids. The record is from RefSeq and is a predicted model, not a curated record. Gene Ontology annotation, molecular function: hyalurononglucosaminidase activity. The transcript has 6 exons. Gene Ontology annotation, biological process: carbohydrate metabolic process; hyaluronan catabolic process; defense response. Lineage: Eukaryota; Metazoa; Arthropoda; Insecta; Hemiptera; Aphididae.
AAAGUGUGCGUUUAGUUGCAUAACGUCUUUUGGAAAUGACGCGCUGCCGCUCAUGGUCGAAGCGUCUCCUACGGCAGUCGCAGGUACCCGAACCAGUCGCCGCCGCCGCCGUCUUGUGUUCGCUGCUGAUUCUUCUUGUGCACGUCCCAUCCACCAAGUCUUUCAGUAUUUCGUGGUUGUUUGACGAUAGCACGUACAGAGGAAUUUUGUAUCCUAAGUACGACGACGACUAUACAUCGUCGAUAGACGAAGCAGAUGUGUACAACGACGUGUUAGACGAGUUUCGAGUAUACUGGAACGUGCCUACGUUUCAGUGUCACAAGUUCGGGUACAAAUUCAAUGAAGUAGCCGAAUGGGGCAUACAACAAAACAUCGACGAUAACUUUCGUGGGGACAAGAUCAGUUUGCUCUAUGAUCCGGGACUGUUCCCGGCCCUAAUGCAAGGUGGUGGUUCCCGGAGCGAUCAUGUAAUUAGGAACGGUGGUGUGCCUCACGAGGGCAAUCUUACCAAGCAUCUGGAAUUAUUUACAAGAGACCUAGUCACCAAGCUAAUACCAGAUCCAAAUUUUUCGGGAUUAGCUAUUAUUGAUUUUGAACACUGGCGUCCUAUGUAUGAAGAAAAUUUUGGAUCAUUAUCACUAUAUAAAGAUUAUUCCAUGGAAAUUGAGAAAUAUAACCAUCCUCUUUGGCAAAAAGAAGAUCUCCAAAGAGAGGCUUCGAGAAAAUUUGAAAAAGCAGCUACACAGUUCCUAAAACGUACUCUUCAAGUAGCAAAGUCAUUAAGACCAAAUGCUAAUUGGGGAUAUUAUGGAUAUCCAUUUUGUUUCAAUUACACACCAAAGAAUGAUCAAGCAAAAUGUUCAUCAAACGUGAUGAAGAAUAAUGAAAAAUCAAAAUGGUUAUUUGAAGAAAGCACAGCUAUUUAUCCAUCUUUAUAUUUUAAAUACGAAAAUAUGAGUUCAGAAAAGAGAGCUAAGUUUAUGCAAGGCAGAAUGGUGGAAGCAAUACGUGUAGGGAAAAUGAGCAAUUCAAAAAAAUUUGUUUAUCCAUACACAUGGAUUAAAUAUUAUGACACAAAACAAUUUGUAGAGAAGGCCGAUCUGUUGAACUCGUUUUCAAUACCGAAGAAAAACGACGCGUCCGGCGUGAUAAUUUGGGGAGCCUCCAACGACGUUAACAGUGAAAAGAAAUGCAAAGCAAUGCACAACUAUUUGACUGGAGUUAUCGGGCCCACACUCAAAACGUUUUACAAGAGCAACAGGAAAGCGGUGAAAAGAAAAAGAAGAGCGAAAGUCGACAGUAUAUUCGAUUACUUCAUAUAAUGUCGAAAUUGAAUUAAUUUAAGAAGCCAUCCAAAGUUUUAUAUUUUGGUGUUAUAUAAUUAAUGUAUUCACACUUAGUGCAUACUAAGCAUAGUAUUUAUAAACACCACAGAGUUACCUAGAUUUGUAAACGAAAUAUUAUGAUUUGAUUACAGUCUUGAACUAUAAUUUUAUCAUAUCAUUAUAUUGUUAUAUGUACAUACGUACUAUAUAGUUAUACGCGUUAUAUUAACUUAUUAUAAAUUAUUUAUUGUGUUGAAAUUAAAGCUAAAGUAUAAUUUA